Molecule: messenger RNA, 1209 nt
Organism: Mesorhabditis spiculigera
Lineage: Eukaryota; Metazoa; Nematoda; Chromadorea; Rhabditida; Rhabditidae
Source: the annotation of a GenBank genome assembly
AUGCUGCAGCGACUUUGGCCAUUGGCCGCGCGAGCGUACGCGACAAAGGCGCCGCGAAUUGUCGCUGUGGAGGAGGGUUUAGAUCGGCUAUUGAAGGUGCAGUGGGAUGAUGGCCAAGAGGGGCGAUUUCCGCUGGUUUGGUUGCGAGAUUGCUCGCCGGACCCGAUCACCUACACGUUCUCGCCGGCGAUGACAGCCCGGAAUUUUUGGAUGCGCGACUUUGACGUUCGCCCUUCGAUCAAGGAGCUGCAGCCAACCGAAGACGGCACAUCUAUUUUGAUCGAGUGGGAUGGCGGUCAUAUGAGCCGCUUCACCUCCGAUUGGCUUCGACUACGCAAUCCGCUCGACGAGCAAGCAAAGCAGCAUAGAAGAAAAUUCUACCUAUUCCCUGAAGACACCUGGGAUCGUGCGACCAUCGAGAAGCGGCUAAAGACGUUCGAUUUUGGCGAAAUGUUGAAAGAUGACAACGUGCUUCACGAUUUCCUGGAGGCCGUUUGCCUCGACGGGAUCGCAAAGCUGACGAACGGCCCGGGACGCGGCGCCGUCGAGCAGAUUGGCCAGCGAAUUUUGCUCAUCCAUCGAACGCAUUUCGGAAAACUGCCGUUUCACACCGAUUUUCCAUCGCUAGCCGAUCCGCCGCAGCUCCAAAUGCUGCACAUGGUCACGCGGGCGGCCGAGGGUGGAAAUAGCCUGUUCUGCGACGGGUUCCACAUCGCAAAGCUGUUGCGGGAGCGGCAUCCGGACGUCUUCGAGACGUUGUGUAAUUACACGACCGAGUAUAUUGAAGAGGGCUUUGACGUGCACGCCGGUGACGACGGCCAACCGAAGAAUUUUCCCUUCAAAAUGGCCGCCCGGCACUCGGUGUUCAAAAGAAACGCCGCCGGGGAAGUGGUGCAGGUGCAGUUCGGAAACGCGAUGCGCUCGUGGUUCUACGACUGCCCGCCGGAAGACGUGCAGAAGAUCUACGACGCAAUGAAGCUGUUCACCAAGUACUGCUACGAGCCGGAGAACAUUUUGAAGUUCCAGCUGCAAGACGGCGAAACCGUCCUAUGGGCAAAUAAGCGGCUUCUGCACACCCGCGACAAUUUCCGAAAUUCGGAGGGAUCGGCUCGAACGCUGGAGGGCUGCUACUUCUCCUGGGAUAUCAUAAAAUCGCGCGUCCGGCAAAUUCGAGCCCAGCUCCGCCGGCCCGAAGAUCAGCCCUCCGCU